Paramuricea clavata is the source of this 1165-nucleotide messenger RNA. The record is from the annotation of a GenBank genome assembly. NCBI's taxonomy places the organism in Eukaryota, Metazoa, Cnidaria, Anthozoa, Malacalcyonacea, Plexauridae.
AUGCCAGCUCUUCUUCUUCUUCAGAAACCAAGUUUUAAAUCAAAGUCGAAGGAACAUACUAUCUGUCUGAAGAGACGUUUAUUUCUGUGCGAACUUGGUGAUUUUGAUGCACUCCAUAGUGAAUGCAAAACAAUUCAAUUAACGCUGUCUACAUCGAGAAAGGGGAUGUCACAUGGGAAAUUAUCUAAGACCUUUGCAAGUCUUAUGCUUCGAGGAAAAGUUAAUGCAGCUCUACGUCUGCUGGAUCAGCAAUCUCCGGGUGGUGUACUACCUCUUACGGACAAUGUAUAUGAAAAAGAAACAUCCGACAGCAAACCAGUUGACACCUCUGUCAUGAUGAGUGGUGAGAUACUUUUUGUUGAUCCUGCCUUAAUUGUUUAAUUUGGGAACAUUGACGAAUCAACUAUAUCUGAGCAGCAUUAAAUACCAAUGGUUCUGCUGGUCCUUCGUGGCCUAGAUUGCUCUUGGUUGGCGGCAUAUUCUUGUUUCCCGAAACUGUGAUGGUGUUGGAAAAGAUCUCCGGUCACCCAAAAAGUAGAUAUCCAGGAAAAUCAUCCAUCGAGCAUUGAAGCCCAUUUAUCCUGCCGGUUAAUUCCUCUCGAUAAUUAGAACAAAGGUGUCCGAUCAAUUGCACUUGGAGAAGUUCUGCGACGCAUCAUUGGAAAAGCUAUCAUUUUACGAUCAAACCUCAUAGGGGGGAAAUAUCGUUAUUCAUGAUCCUCGUUUAGGCUACUACCCAAGAGCAGAUAAAUUCUGGUUGAUAGUAAAACUAAACAUUGAGCAAGAAGCGACGAGAUCCGUGAUCUGCUUGGAGCUGCCAUUGACGAGGUUACAUAUGAUGUAUCGAUGGAACCAGCCUUGGCUCCUCUUACUGGUGAAGUUAUCCCGCCGAGCGCAAACACUGUUGAUGACGCCAGGAUCAACAAAGCUGCAAGGGGCUUCUGGCGAAGAUGUGGAAAGGCAUUCUUUGAUGUCCGGGUUUUUAAUCCUUACGCUUCAACACAUCGAUACCAAAGCCUCGCCAGUUCUUUCAACGCAAAUGAAAGGGAAAAGAAGAGGAAGUACUAUCAGCAAAUUGUCGAGAUCGAACAUGGCUCAUUCACAUCUUAGUCUUAGCGUCUUUAGUGGAUCCAGAAGGGAAACCCAUAUUUCCUUUCUUCUUUGA